Molecule: messenger RNA, 2883 nt
Organism: Gregarina niphandrodes
Lineage: Eukaryota; Apicomplexa; Conoidasida; Eugregarinorida; Gregarinidae
Exons: 1
Coding region: 1-2883 (960 amino acids)
Source: RefSeq, a predicted model, not a curated record
AUGCCAGGUACGAUGCCCCUAGGCGGGUUGAUGCCAGGUGCGAUGCCGGCUCAGUUCCCUGCGAAUGAGUCAGCGACGGGCCCGGCGGUACCGAUCACGGUGGGUCCGUUGGUACCGGCUUUGGUGCCAGGUAUGGUGGCCCAGAUGGUGCCGCGCUCGCCGUUUAUGCGUCCGUAUUCUUCUACGGUAGACGAGGGCUCUUUGUGGAACUCGGCGGGACGUCGCGCACGGUUGGCGUCCCCGGAUCGGGCGAGUCAACAAUCAGAAAUGCAGCGGGUGACGAUGUUGCGGAAGUUCCGUGAACUGCGACGGCACCAGCGGGCGAGCGAGUUGCCCGCGAUUACGCGCCCUCUGUUAGGCACGGGACCGGAGCGGGACGCCGCUUCCAACCCAGACCGAGACACAGACGGCGCAGAGGACGGUACAGGGGAAGCUCCGGACGGCGCGACCGAACACGAAGAUGCCUCAUCAGACUCUCCAUCGCCGCCAGAAGACCUGGGACUGGCAGCGCGGCUUGAGAGUGUGCUAUGCGAAAAGAUUGCCGGUGUCAAGGAUGCUCUGGCGGCGCCCACGGACGCCGAGGGUCGCGAGUUGGCGGCAAGACUUGCGCUGGCCGUCGGCCCCGACGGCCUCGACGUCGCCAAACUGCCACCCAGUUUCGCCGCAGACCUCGCGCGCUGGCGCCGUGCGCGUGAGAUCUCCGACGCACGCACAUGCUCGCGGGGCGACGACGCUCGCACGCGCGCGGCGACGAACUUACGCCGUGCGCGCGACUUGGCGAGCCAGGUCGCGGCUGCGGCCGCGGCCGCGGCCGCGACGUGCGGUGAACUGGAGGCACUGGGCGCCGUCCUGCGGUCCAAAGAUGCAGCCAUCGCGCAGCUGCAGAACCAGGCUGUGCAAAACGCAGCACAAACGCACCGGCAGACACGCGCAUGGGCCGAGUACCAACAUGCGCUCGAGAACACACUCCAGACGCGCGUGGCUGCCUUCGCCGCUGCCGCGAACGAACGACUGCUCGCAGCCGCGACCGAGCGCGACCGCGCGGUGCAAAAAGCCGAGGCGCUGCAGCAGGACGCGCUCGACGGCACUCUGCAACAUUCGGCGAAGCUCGUGGAAAAGGAACUGCAACUCAACCAACGCGAACUCGAACUCCAAAGCCGCGAGCAGCACCACCAAGAACUGCAGCGAGAGCUCACACUCACACAGCAAGAGCUCACGCACACACAGUCUGAGGAAGUCGCCAAACUGGAGAGCCAACAACGAGAGCUGGAAGAACAGCGCGGGGAGGUCGAAGUGAGGCGUGGAGAAGUGGAUGCGAUGCUGGGAGAACUGGAAGAACAGCGCGGAGAGUUGCAGACGCAGCGCGGAGAGUUGGAGACGCAGCGUGGAGAGUUGGAGGCAACGCGCAGAUACUUGGAAGAACAGCGCGGAGAGUUGGAGGUGCAACGCGGAGAGUUGGAAACGCAGAAGCAACAGUGGGGAGAGCAGCAGGACGAGUUGCGGCGUCGUGAGGCAAAGCUGGAGAGCCAAAGGUUCGAACUCGGACAGCGCGAGGCGGAGCUGCGGGCGCAGACGGAGACGGAGCGCGAUCGCUGGGAGGCAAAACAGCAGCAGCUCGAAGAGACGCAGGCGGUUUUGGCGGCGCGCGAAGAGCGGGCAGGCGAACGCGAAACAGCGCUGGUCAAGCGCGAAACGGCACUGGUCGACGGCGAGAAUUCGUUGGCGGAGCUCGACAGUGUGUUGACGAAGCGAGAGAGAGCGUUGGCGGAGCGGGAGAGCGCGUUGGCGGAGCGGGAGAGCGCGUUGGUGGAGCGGGAGAGCGCGUUGGAGCAGGCGAAGAUCGCAUUGAGCGGUCGCGAGAUCGACGUGGCGACGCGCGAGAUGAUGUUGGUGGAGCAGGAGAGCGAGUCGCAAGAGUGUGCGACGCAGCGGUCGGCGCGAGAGAGCGAGUUGGCCGACCGUGAGCGCGUGCUUGCGGAGCGUGAGCGCGAAGUGGGAGCGGCGCAGCGUGUGUGCGCGGAAACGAACGCGCGCGCGCGCGAUGAAUUGCGAGGCGUGCGUGAACGCCUGCGCGAAAAGGAGGCGAUCGUACAAUCCAGACUGGGUCUGAUCGUGCGCCAGCAGACAGACAUCAAGAGACAGUGGGAUCUCUGCCUCGCCUGGCGUACCCGCGCCGUCAAGGCCCACGAACUGCUCAAGGCCGAAACUGAACAAGCGCGCGAACGUUGGACUCAAAUCCAACAAGGUCAUCCAGACGCGGUCAAACAACUUUACGACGCCUUCGCAACCUCACACAGCCGAUUAGACCUCACCAUCCCCAAUUCUCUUGCACCCGAAUCCCUCGCUGCACCCGAGUCCCUCGCUGCCCCCGAACCACUCGCUGCCCCCGAGUCACGCGAUGCACCUGAGCAGCUCGCACAAGGACCACGCGUUAUGCAUGAGGUCGAAACAUUUGCUCGGUCACGGGCAGAGUCACAGGCAGAGACCUUACCACAGAGAGAAGUUCUGCAAACUUUGCCACAAUCUGCGUCCGUGCCACGGGCCGACUCGAAACCUGGAGCACCCAGGAUCGAAACCCACCCCGACCGAAAUCCGGAUCCCGAUCGGUGGAACCCGGAUCGCCGGAACUCGGAACGGCGAUCGUCUGCUUCCAACGCCCCGCACGACAGCCGGCCUCCCAGCACCACCCUGACUCCGGCCAUAGCGCCAGCCCGGGCCCCUACCCCAACGCUCUCAUUAACCGAGAACGCGUUGCAAGGCCACUUCCAUUUCGGCGCGGAAGACGCCGGCUCACAGGAAGACGAAAGCCGCGACGACCCCGGCGAGCUCGACCUAGCCGCACUCCCUCUCCUACCAACUCAGGAACCCCCCAGUCUUUCUUGA